AUGGACUACAAAUACGGAGGAGGAGGAGAGUACUGCAGGAGGGGACACGUGCCGGCGUUUGGAGGCUGGGACUGGAACGACGCCGUACCAUUCACUCAGUGCUUCGAGACAGCAACUACUCAUCAUCAGCAGCCUGCUUAUCUCCACUACGCUCCUUACCCUCAAGAUCGUGAUCUUUACGACAACCACCACCUUGUCGCCCCCGCCGUGAUCCUCCUCCCUCGACGCCGGGCUAAGGUGGGCCAGGAGCCGAAGAGCAACAGCUCCAAGGGGAAACAUAACUUCAAGACGGAUGCGCGUGAGACUAACGCGCCGAGGAGCUGUCCAACACCGGUUGUGAAGCGGAGGACGACGAAGCCGAAGCCUGUGGAUGAAGACUUGUACAAGGUGUCCCCUCGACUUCUCUCCACAAAGAAAAGGGGAGGUGGGUUUGGGUGCAUUUCAAGAUGUUUUUUGCCAACACGGGUGCUUUGA
This is a messenger RNA of Eruca vesicaria subsp. sativa (arugula), 474 nucleotides long. NCBI's taxonomy places the organism in Eukaryota, Viridiplantae, Streptophyta, Magnoliopsida, Brassicales, Brassicaceae. The record is from the annotation of a GenBank genome assembly.